Messenger RNA from Morchella sextelata, 630 nucleotides. RefSeq lists its product as uncharacterized. The record is from RefSeq and is a predicted model, not a curated record. NCBI's taxonomy places the organism in Eukaryota, Fungi, Ascomycota, Pezizomycetes, Pezizales, Morchellaceae. The transcript has a single exon. The coding region runs from base 1 to 630 and encodes 209 amino acids.
AUGUCUCAAGCUGCUAUUGCUCGCUCCCUUCCCUUUUCUGAACAGGCACAACUAUCCUGGCACGAGUAUUUGGGUAGUCCACUCUAUAAAAACAGUUCCCGUCCAACCCUAGAGAAGAUCCUUCUAGUCAAUAGUGUCAAGAAUAGCAACGAGGAUAUACCUGACGUCAAUAAGCAACUAAAAUACGAUGGCAAGGUCAAGUAUGACUUUCUUGAUGGUCGAUUGAGAUAUCGUGGUAGGACACAGGAAGAGUUUAGAUUUGUAGUCAGUGACUACGAAGUGUUUGAUCUGGUUGUCAAGACUCACCUCAAUCUAGCUCAUGCCGGUAGGCAGAAAACCUUUGACGAGUUGGAUAGAAGCUAUUAUGGGAUUACGCGGAAUGAGGUUGACAUACUGCUCAAGCAUUGUUCAACAUGUGCGGUGAAGAGGUCUCAAACCAGGAAGGCACCAAUCAAGCCAAUAGUCAUCAACAAACUAUUCGGAAGGGUGCAGGUUGAUCUAAUUGAUAUGUCUUCCAACGCUGACGGUAUCAACAAAUGGAUUUGUCACAUGCGUGAUCACUUUAGCAAAUUCUCACAGGCUUAUCCACUCGAAAGAAAGCCCAGCGAGAACGUCGCAAGAGUCGUAUGA